Molecule: messenger RNA, 687 nt
Organism: Dreissena polymorpha
Lineage: Eukaryota; Metazoa; Mollusca; Bivalvia; Myida; Dreissenidae
Exons: 1
Coding region: 157-675 (172 amino acids)
Source: RefSeq, a predicted model, not a curated record
UUACCCCGAACUACCGCAACGAAAUAAAACAAUAUAAUUUGUUCCUGGCUUUUUGUUACACAAAAACACGGAAUAUUAAUUGAAUUUCUGACACACUUAAUAAUUGAGAAAAAAAAGGAGUUUGUUCGUGAAAAAUAUUCACACUGAAAAGAAGAGAUGACGGAAACCAGUGGAAGUUAUACGUCGGACUCGGAUUUGACAGACACGAGUGAUGAACUCUAUUCAGAAACAUCCGACGAUGACUACGAACAUUAUACAAAGAAUUAUGUUGAUGAAAGCACAGAUUCGGACGAAACGGAUGACGGUAAUGACACUUCGAUGACGUCAUCUGAACAGAAUGGCGAAACAGUAGAACGGAAAAACAAACAACAACCUAGAAACAAGUCGGAAGACUUUACGGAUGAAGAUGACGUCAUAUUAGUAACGCAAUCUGAAAGAGAGUUGCAAGAAGCACGCAAAAGGAAGGGACAGGAAGCAUUAAACGAAUCAAGGCGGAAGUUUGAGCAUUGGGCAGAGAAAAUAACGCAAAGGCGGAUGUACGCGCUGUCGGAUUUCAAAACGCUUCAAAGAAAGCAAAAGGAACGGAUGCAAUUUUACGAAGACGUCAAGAAUUUUGUUAAGAAGAACAAAGUGGCCUCUCGCAAAGGCAAACAAGUGAAGACAUCAGUGAAGUAAAAAUGAUUCAUU